GCAGAACGAUUCACGUUAACUGUGUGGCUCAACCAAACGAAAUUUAACCAUACGGAAUUGACCAAAUUUCAAAUGCAUUUAAUAAAUUGACAUUAGUUUUAUGAUUCGAUGAUGCAUUUUUAUUUGCGAUUAAUUUAUAAGUUUCACUCAAUAUUAGCGUUUUUGCUUACAGCUGAUUCACAUGCCAUGUUCUAAAAAAAACACAACACACAAAGCACACAGCGAUUAUAUGGCAUCGAACCUUCUCCAUUUGUUCGGGCCCCGUUUGACAGUUUGAAACGUCAAAACACUUCAAGUAUAAACAAAUCACAACGACCACAUCGAAUCAACUGUGGGUUUUAUUAUCUUUUUGAUUUUGUCACAGAAAAAUUAAACGAAAUUUGGCUUUUUCCAAUCAUGAUUAAAAUUAUUGCGUUUGGCCUUAUUGCACACGCUUUGUUUUUGGCAUCAAUUUUUCAAAUUUAUUUUCAAUCGCCGGUCAUAAGUGGUCUUCAGGCACAGCCAAAUUUGAAUGAUUCACCGGCCAAAAGGCUGGUGCUGUUCGUGGCCGAUGGACUGCGUGCCGAGUCAUUUUUCCGUGAUAAUUUGCAGCAGACACCAUAUUUACGGAGUGUUAUUUUGAAUGAGGGUAUUCAUGGAAUAUCACAUACACGUGUACCAACCGAAUCACGGCCAGGACACGUUGCACUAAUUGCUGGAUUUUAUGAAGAUCCUAGUGCUGUGCUCAAAGGAUGGCAACGUAAUCCAAUCGAUUUUGACUCGGUAUUCAAUCGCAGUGAUACGACAUACGCUUGGGGCAGUCCGGAUAUCAUUUCGAUAUUCACAAAACAAUCGGUAAAUAAUCCAAUCGUUGCCAAUGCCUAUGCACCAGAAUUUCAAGAUGUUUCCGGUAAAUCAAGCACGGUACGGUUAGAUACAUGGGUUUUUGAUAAAGUCACCGAAUUCCUUCAUCAAGACAAACGAAAGAUUGCCGACAAAAAUCACACCGUUUUCUUUUUACAUUUACUCGGUUUGGACACAGCUGGCCAUGUUCAUAAACCAAACACAGUGUUAUUCGAUACGAAUCUAAGAGAAGUAGACGAGGGUAUUUCGAAAAUCGUUGCAUUAUUCAAUGAUCGAUUUCCAGAUGGAAAAACCGCAUUUGUUUUCACUGCCGACCAUGGCAUGUCGAACAAAGGCGCACAUGGGGCUGGUACUGCACACGAAACUGAAACACCGAUUAUUGCUUGGGGUGCAGGUGUUAACUAUUGGAAAAAUUUAGACCAUCAUGAUACACAACAUGAAACCAUCAUCAAUGAUGUUAGAGUGCCACGGUUCGAUAUCAAACAAGCCGAUGCUACACCUCUGAUGUCAUCUUUGAUCGGAACGGCUGUGCCAACCAACAAUCUUGGCAAACUUCCAGCACAAUAUUUGAAUGUGUCAGAGGAAUACGAAUGCCAAAGUGUACUUCAAAACACCGUACAAAUUGCAAAACAGUUCAAGCACUUGCAAAAUGAGUAUAAAAAAGGCUUUUUGUUUAAAGACUAUCAUUUGCUUCGUGAAAAUGAGCUGCUCUCGAUAGAAUAUGAAAUUCAAAGUACCAUCAAGGACAAAGCAUACAGCAAAGCGAUUAAACUCGCUUAUGAUUACAUCGACUUGGCUUUGGGUGGCAUAUACUACUUCCAAACAUACUACCAGAAUCUGUUGCUGUUGGCCGUUAGCAUUGCGAUGAUUGGUUGGAUGUUUUCAUUAUAUCAACAGUUGGACAUGGAUCGAGCAGCUCAAAACCAAAAACCAGGAUACCAUUCGUCAAAGUCAUUCUUGCAAACGAAUGUCAAUACCCUGGGAUUGAUAGCAUUGAUUGCCUUGUUUGUUUAUGUUCAGGAUAUGUCAUUGGCCAAUGGUGUCUUUUUGAUUUUACCGGUUUUGUGUUGGUAUCCAGUUAAAACAUUCAAUAUGCUACGACAGUUGACCAAAUUUGAAACAUGGUUUUGGAUUGGUGGCAUUGAAUUGCUAGUGCUGUCAUUCUUCAACCGUAUUUUCUUGAGUGGACUGUUGUUGGCAUUGUUAGCAUACGAGUUUUAUGUUUUAAAAGAUAAAAAAGAAAAAUUGGAAGCAUUCUUCAAAUGGGCUUUAAACAGUGCAAUUUUAGCCAUAUAUCCAGCUAUGCCACUGGUGGAUAAAGACUCAAACAACAUAUUUCUAUUAACGAUUGGUCUAGGCGCAUGGGGCUUGAAAAUCUUCUAUGCAGCAACAUCUGAUCGGAAUUCAUUUAAAAUUGCCAACCUGGUGGUGUUUGCAAUCGGUGCAUUGGAUUGCCUAUUGAUUGUCUAUGAUUUGAACGAACGCAAGGGAUUGAAUGAAUUCAAUCAAUUUUUCGCGUGGAUUUUGUUGAUUAUCUCAUUUGUACUACCAACAAUCGGCCCGAAUUCAUUCCGUGAUCGAUUGAUGGCCAUUAUUUCUAGUCUUGCACUACCAUUCUGCCUGAUGUCACUAUCAUAUGAACCAUUGUUCUACAUGACAUUCACAUCGAGCAUUUACUACUGGGUUUCAAUGAUCUAUACCGAUCGCAAGCAAAUGUACACGCAACAAAUUGAGCAUACGGACCAGGAGCGAUCGAUUGAACCGAUCGAUUUCAAACGGGCCUUCAUCUGUAUAAUUUAUGUGCUGGUGUCAUUUUUUGGAACUGGGAAUAUUGCAUCAGUGAGUUCGUUUGAUCCGAACUGGGUUCGAUGCUUUGUAUCCACAUUUGCACCAUUCCUGAUGGCGUCGCUCAUCAUCUUGAAGCUGUUGAUUCCGGUGAUAGUGGUUAUGUGUGCCGUCCGGCAAAUUCAUUCCAUCACCAAAAUUCCUCUUGACAAAUUUUUCAUCAUAAUAUUGCUUUGUUGUGACAUAAUGUGCCUGAAUUUCUUGUUUUUGGUCAAAAACACGGGGUCAUGGCUGGAGAUUGGCACGUCCAUUUCCCAUUUCGUUAUAAUGGAAGCGACAGUGGUCGUGUUGUGUUUACUACAGGUUAUUGCCAAGUUCUUGACCACAUACCAGCUACAAUCGCUGUUUGGCUUCGGGAAAACGCGUGAUCUCAGCGCCGACACCGUUAAAAUAGAAUAAUUUCGCCAAAGAUUUCGUUUCGAAUUAUCGUAAACAAAGAAAAAUUUAUAUAUAUAUAUGUAUAGUUCCGUUAACUUAUAUUAUGUAUAAGGAUAAGGUCGUGACUUGGAGUUAAAUAAAGAACCAGUACUUUUUAAACAA
Messenger RNA from Sitodiplosis mosellana (orange wheat blossom midge), 3228 nucleotides. It is a transcript of the gene PIG-N, whose product is annotated as GPI ethanolamine phosphate transferase 1. Gene Ontology annotation, cellular component: endoplasmic reticulum membrane. Gene Ontology annotation, molecular function: mannose-ethanolamine phosphotransferase activity. Gene Ontology annotation, biological process: GPI anchor biosynthetic process. The record is from RefSeq and is a predicted model, not a curated record. The transcript is spliced from 17 exons. The coding region runs from base 397 to 3087 and encodes 896 amino acids. Lineage: Eukaryota; Metazoa; Arthropoda; Insecta; Diptera; Cecidomyiidae.